Molecule: messenger RNA, 1347 nt
Organism: Recurvomyces mirabilis
Lineage: Eukaryota; Fungi; Ascomycota; Dothideomycetes; Mycosphaerellales; Teratosphaeriaceae
Exons: 2
Coding region: 1-1347 (448 amino acids)
Source: RefSeq, a predicted model, not a curated record
AUGUCUAAAACAUUCAUCAAUAAUGGUGGGCAGGCAGACCAGCGGCCGCUGUUCGGUCUGCAAGAAGCGGAAGGUCAAGGAUGUACUGCUUGCGCCAAGGCUGGUUGGCACUGUCCGGGAUACGAUGACCGUUUCAUCAGCGUGGACAACAAGUCACAAGCACGUACGAAGGCGAGGACUGGAGCACUGGAGGCAGUGCCUGUACUCGAAUUUCUACCUCAGGACAUUCCUGGUCCACUCACAUCAAAGACGGAACUCCUGCGACUAGAGUUCGUCUGGAAGAUGGAAGUAGAUGUACUAGCUGUUCGACUCGCCAUGAUGCCCGCCACUCAUAUUCUCAAGCACAUUCCCGAGAGGAUCGGCUACAGCAGAGCUCUGGACGAUGCCGUGGCGUGCGCUACGCAGAGCUUUGACGGCCCGCCUGGACAGGAGAGAGUACUGUACAUAAAAGCUUUGCGGAGCUUACGUGAAACGCUUGACGACGAGAAACAGGUUCAGGCACCAGAGACACUCGCAGCGGCUUCUAUACUCCAGAUGUAUGAGCAGCAUACGGAUCACCCGGGACAGCAGUGGAUCUAUCAUGCACGAGGUGUUGUUCGCAUGCUCAAGGCCCGGGGUGUCGAUGGCAUGAAUACGGCACUCGAGAUGUCGAUCUUAGAGGCCCAGUCAGGUAACACCUUUCUACACGCCUUAACGCGCAACCAAGACUGCUUCCUCGCCCAUCCUGCCUGGGCACGUGCCUUAAAGCCCUCGGCGCAUCCGCAAGGCCAUCUCGACCGCUACAUGCGUAUGUUAGUAGACGGUGCGGUUUUCCCCGAUAUGUCAGCUUUGACUUCAGAAAUGGUGCUGACCUGUCGAUACGACAAGAGGACUAGCUACAAGACUCGUCAGAGUAUAGCCACGCUGGCCAUAGCAGAUAUUAUGCGAGCACGAAAGCAGCUACUUUCCCAACUCGAGACUGGACCAGGAUUCUCCUCGGAGCUAGGCAUGGCCGAUGCCUUGACGACAGCAGCUUAUGCUGCCACGGGCUUCUUCUUGAUUAUACUGGAUACUAUGGUCAUCGGGAUGCAACAGCAGGCCGAAGCACUUGGGGUACAGAUAUCAGCCUUUCAGCAAGAUCUUGUGCCCCAGGAGGUCCUCGGUGCCGAACGUCAAGGCACUCUUGAUGCUGUUGUAGCACGCUUCAAGCUUCUACAGACGCUUAGUCCGCACCUUAGUACUACGGCGCCAAGGGCAUUGCGGGUCAUUGUUGGGACUAUCUUGGGAAUUGGUGAAUACAAUGAUGGGCUCAAUUAUGAGGCAUUGCUUGACGUACUCGGGCAUGAGCUUGAAGACGAAAGGUGGUAA